AUGUCAAACCGCCCAAUCUGCGACGUCGACACGCCCGACCCCUGGGUCGUGGCAGCCAACGGCCGAUUCUACCUGACCUUCACGCUCGACAACCGCAUCGAGAUAUGGUCGUCGCCGACGCUCGAGGACUUUGGCAGCUGCGCCAAGUCGAUCAUCUGGCAGCCGGCGGCGGGCUCGGCGUGGUCGGCCAACAUCUGGGCGCCGGAGCUGCACUACCUGGCGGGGCGGUGGUACGUGUACACGUGCGGGGCGCCGCCGGAAGAGGGCAACGCGGGCCACCGGACGACGGUGCUGCGGUGCGCGGCGGGGCAGAACGACCCCAUGGUGGCGGCGGACUGGGAGUUCCUGGGCCCGGUGCGCGGCAUGCCGGCGGACCAGUGGGCCAUCGACGCGACCGUGUUCAGCCCGGACGGCGGCGGCCGCGAGCUCUACUGCUGCUGGUCGGGCUGGCCGCCGGGCGACCGCUCCGACACGCAGCAGGACCUGUUCCUGAUCCGGAUGCGGAGCCCCGAGGAGGCGGCGCCCGAGACCCUGGUCUGCAUCUCGCAGGCGCGGCUGCCGUGGGAGCGGCCCGACGGCGGCCGCCGCGGCGUCAACGAGGGCCCCACCUGGCUCGACGUCGCCGGCGUCUUCCGCGGCAUCGUCUACUCUGCCCACGGCAGCUGGACCAGCGAGUAUCGCCUGGCCCUGCUGGCUCUCGUCGGCCCCGACCCGCUCGAUCCCGCCGCCUGGGUCAAGAGGCCCACGCCCCUGCUCGUCAGCCACCGCGAGUGCCCCGGCCCCUACGGGCCCGGCCACGCCAGCUUCCUGCCGAACCCUCUCAACCACCAGAGCGUUUACUGCAUCUACCACGCGACUGCAGAGUACGGCCAGGGCUGGGCGAAUCGAAAGGCGAGGGUCCUGGAGCUCGGCGCAGCUUGUUUCGGCCCGCAUGCGACCGAGAUAUGUUGCUCUGGCCAGGGACAUGGUGGGCGUCAUCAUCAUCCUGGCGUUGUGUCGGGCCGGCGUACCAGAGACUCUUGCACUGUACAGUGA
Messenger RNA from Pyricularia pennisetigena, 1035 nucleotides. RefSeq lists its product as uncharacterized. Gene Ontology annotation, molecular function: hydrolase activity, hydrolyzing O-glycosyl compounds. Gene Ontology annotation, biological process: carbohydrate metabolic process. The record is from RefSeq and is a predicted model, not a curated record. The transcript has a single exon. Bases 1 to 1035 code for a protein of 344 amino acids. Lineage: Eukaryota; Fungi; Ascomycota; Sordariomycetes; Magnaporthales; Pyriculariaceae.